AUGAAUUAGAGCAAGCAGUUCAUUAGCAACAUGCAAAAUGAUAAGGAAUCAUCAGAAAUGACAUUUUCACAUGUUACUGGAGACUUACAAUCUUAAGUCACUUGCUCACUAGAUGAUACUUUCAACAAUAGUAGCGCUAAGAAAUUAAUGGAAUAAAAUAACAUGCCUGGAGCGAAAGCAAUUAAUUUUUACGAAGAAUCUUAAAUUGCUAAGAUAUAUGGAAUGACCGAGGAUUACACUCCUCCUAAUAGAACUAAAUCUGCAUAUUAAAUCUUUACAGAGCAUAAAAGAGAAGAAAUAUUAGAAGAUAAUCCGAAUAUAUCUUUAAAUGAUCUGACAAGAGAAAUAGCUAAAAGCUGGGCGAAGUUGGAUAAUGACUAAAAGGCUAGGUUUGUCGAGGAAUCAGCCAAAGAUAAAGAAAGGUAUCUAAAUGAAAUCAGGAAUCUUCCUGUACCUCUAUACAGAAACAAAAGACCUAGAAGGAGAAGGGAUAGUAGAAAACCUAAGAAAGUACUAACUCCAUAUAUGUUCUUUGUAAAAGAGAAUCGCCCUAAAAUAAUGAGGGAAAACGCAUCAAUGUCAUUUUUAGAAGUUAUGAGAGAGGUUGGUGAAAGAUGGAAUAAACUAAGUGAGAUAGAAAAAGAGCCUUUCAAGGAGAGAUCGAUGGAGGAUAAGAGAAGAUAUCUUGAGGAAUAAGAAGUUUUUAUUAGACAGAGAUUUGCUUUUCCAUCAAAUACUUUUGAUCAAAGAUUGGCAUAAACCACAACUCAGUAGCCAAAGAGGCCUAUAACUGGGUUUCAAAUGUAUUUAAGAGAGUUAAGAGAGAAAUUGAAGAAAGAUAAUCCUAAAUUAGUUAUGUCAGAGUUUAUGAAGUAAGCAUCAAUGAAUUGGACUCGAAUGAGCUAGGCAGAGAAAAAGAGGUAUGAUCACUUGGUUGAAAAGGAUAGGCUCAGAUUUGAUGAAUAGUUCCUUGAUUAUAAGAAGAAUCUCUAACUUGAUUUGCAAGAAUCUCAAGCGGUUUCUACUUACUCUGAGAGUUUCUCUGAACUUGAUCAAGGUUAUGUGCUUAAUAAGGACUAACUUAGCUAAUAAUCAAGUAAAACAGAAAAAUCAUUGAAUAGAAUUGCUAAGUUUGAUUAAAUAAAAAAUUAAUCAGUGCAAAAACUCAAUCCUGAAUAAGUUACUUUUACAGCGAAAGUUAAUAGUCUCUCUUUAAGAAAUAAGGAAAUUUAAAAGUUAGGAAAGGAUGAUGAUUCAGAUAUUGAAAUUGAUGAGUUAUGA
Messenger RNA from Stylonychia lemnae, 1281 nucleotides. The record is from the annotation of a GenBank genome assembly. NCBI's taxonomy places the organism in Eukaryota, Ciliophora, Spirotrichea, Sporadotrichida, Oxytrichidae.